This is a messenger RNA of Aedes aegypti (yellow fever mosquito), 2115 nucleotides long. Its product is annotated as insulin-like growth factor-binding protein complex acid labile subunit. The coding region runs from base 183 to 1793 and encodes 536 amino acids. The transcript has a single exon. NCBI's taxonomy places the organism in Eukaryota, Metazoa, Arthropoda, Insecta, Diptera, Culicidae. Gene Ontology annotation, molecular function: protein binding. The record is from RefSeq and is a predicted model, not a curated record.
GCGUUCGCUCUUGUUUGUUGGGAUCGCGUUGCACUUCUUAAAAGGACAUGCAUCCGUACGAGGGAGUUUAGUUUUCAGUUUCGUUUCGUGCAGUGCAGAUCUGCAUCUUGAGAUAGUUUGGGAUAGUUGAAGUUGUGGAAAGUGCAUUGCUUGCAAGAAGGAAGAUAAAACAAGAGACUGCAAUGAAAGUGAUGAUCGUGAGUGUGUUGAUCGUGGCGCUUUUGGCGCCACAAAUGACGGACGCUGUGUCGUUUUGCCCGAAUCGGUGCGUGUGUGACGAUGUUAAACUGCACGUGACUUGUGGUGAAGGGGAAUUGGAUGUGCUUCCCAUCGCGUUGAAUCCGGCUAUCCAGCGACUGGUGAUCAAGUUCAACCGAAUCAAGGCAAUUGAUUCAUCGAUCCAGUUUUACUCGGAGCUUACUAUGUUGGAUCUGAGCUACAAUCACCUGCUCGGCGUUCCGGAGCGUAUAUUUAUGUACCAGAAACAGUUACUGCAGCUGCACUUGAACAACAAUAAAAUCGGAGUGUUUAGCAAUAAAACAUUCCAUGGAUUGGAAGAGCUGCGAGUGCUGAACUUACGAGGCAAUUUCAUUAAUGAAUUAACGGAAAAUAUGUUCACGACUCUACCAAAACUGGAGGAACUGAACUUGGGUCAAAACCGCAUCGAAGUGUUGCAUCUAAAGGCAUUCGAAGGGCUGACUAGUUUGAGAAUCUUGCAUCUGGACGACAACGCAAUCAAUAUGAUCCCUAGUUUGUCGCUAAACCCCUUGAAAAUGCUUGCUGAGCUGUAUCUCGGGACGAACACUUUGAAUCAGAUCCAACCGGGAGCAUUUGAAGGAUUACGGCAGCUGAGACGCUUGGAUGUGCGAGGAUCGAUGUUGAUCAACGUUACGAUCGACACCUUUCGAGGCCUGGAGAACCUACGCUCAUUAGAUGUGUCCGACAACCAUUUACUCAAAGUUCCCACGGUUCAACUGAGCGGUUUGAAGCGUUUGGAGGAGCUUAAAAUUGGACAGAACGAUUUCGACAUCAUCCCGGAAGGUGCUUUCUACGGAUUGUUUAACUUGCGAAGAAUCGAUAUUUCUGGAUCCCUGAACUUGAGGCGAGUGCAGGCGGGUGCUUUUUCGGCCAACACCAAUCUGGACACAAUCGUGAUCGCAUCCAAUAAAAUUCUGUCGGACAUUGAGGAAGGAGCGUUUUCUGGACUUCCCCACAUCGAGAACGUCAUCCUGCGGGACAAUGCCAUCCGAAGUGUACGUGAAGAAUUGCUCCCGUGGAAACAGUUGCGAAACUUUGAUCUUUCGGAGAAUCCUCUGGUUUGCAACUGUCAUAUGCAGUGGUUGAGGAAUCUGCUGAGACAAAAACCAAUCGAAACUGAGCAAAGUCAAAUUAUCUGCGAGUAUCCAGAAAGACUGCGAGGAGAAGCUUUGCGGGAGAUCAGUUCUGAGCUUUUGGGAUGCCAUCAACGUCCGUCCCGGGACAGAGCAGUAGUCGGAGCAGUUCUGGUGGCUUCCGCUGCUUCCGUAGCUACUUUUGUUUUAGUGGCCUAUCGCCUUCGUCACCGAUUGGUCGACAUGCUCGGACCGAACUGGCACAACAAACGAAACACUCUCAAAGAAGAAAAGGAACUGAAAUUCGGCAAAUGCUUCGAGGAAAUUGAAUAUCAUCAGCCAAAUUACAACUUCUACAGUUACCACUGCCAACAUGAAGUUCAACAGCAUCUUCCAACCUGUCCUCAACGAUCUUAUGACCAUCACAUCUACGAAAUGCCGAUUCCAGUUUCCGACCUGUGAAACACCCAUCGCCGAAAGGACCAUUCCGGUCAUGGACUAUCAACACUUUGAACUCGCGCUCACCGUGAGGGCCCGACUUCCGGUCUUCAUAUUGCAUGCAUGACGACGGAUCGCUCGAAGGCUUGUUGAAGAAGCAGCGGCUUGCCAAUUUCGUGGCCCAUCUCCGGUCAGUGGGGGCAUCCCGUCCCGAGAAUCUGAAUAUUUACUGUUCAUCAUAAACCCGGACGACUGAUUCGCCUUGGAAAAGUGCCCGACCCAAAAUGGGACGGAGAACAAGGAACACGAGAAAAUAAAUGAGUUCAUUAAUUUAUUUUAAAAACAA